Molecule: messenger RNA, 4411 nt
Organism: Xyrauchen texanus (razorback sucker)
Lineage: Eukaryota; Metazoa; Chordata; Actinopteri; Cypriniformes; Catostomidae
Product: sodium/calcium exchanger 1-like
Exons: 9
Coding region: 163-2937 (924 amino acids)
Biological process (GO): sodium ion transmembrane transport; cell communication; calcium ion import across plasma membrane
Cellular component (GO): sarcolemma; postsynapse; axon
Molecular function (GO): calcium:sodium antiporter activity
Source: RefSeq, a predicted model, not a curated record
AGACGAUUUUAUUUAGAGAUUAAUGUCUAUACACUAACAACGGGUGGGAGAAACCUUUAUUACAAGACUUGGAUGUCCAUCAGUCACCAUCACCAAGACAGAACCCAUUUGGAAGGUGGUGUGUAGUUCAACAAGACUAGCACAAAUCAUCAGAGACCGGCCAUGCCUUUAUCCUUUAGUCUAUCCCACCUUUCCCCCAUUUCCUUCAUUCACCUGUUCCUCCCACUUGUCCUCCUCCUUUCUUUCUCCAUCCCUUCUGAAGCUGAUGAUGCACCCCAAAUCCCCUCCAACUGUUCCCAAAGUGAAGUUUGUGCAGAUGGGAUCCUUUUGCCUGUUUGGAAUCCCCAGAAUCCUUCAGUUGCUGACAAAGUAGCCCGUGCCAUUGUGUACCUGGUGGCACUUGUCUACAUGUUCUUAGGCAUGUCGAUCAUUGCUGACCGCUUCAUGACUGCUAUUGAAGUUAUAACUUCUCAAGAAAAGGAGAUCAUUACAAAGAGACCAAAUGGGGAAACGUUCACAACUACAGUGCGUAUUUGGAACGAGACUGUCUCCAAUCUAACCCUCAUGGCUUUGGGUUCCUCGGCACCUGAGAUCUUGCUUUCAGUCAUAGAGGUCUGUGGACAUCAGUUUGAAGCUGGAUCUCUUGGUCCCAGCACCAUCGUGGGCAGUGCUGCCUUCAACAUGUUUGUUAUCAUUGCCAUCUGUGUCUAUGUUGUACCUGAGGGUGAAACACGCAAGGUCAAACAUCUUCGAGUUUUUUUCGUGACGGCGGCGUGGAGCAUAUUCGCUUACAUCUGGCUCUAUCUCAUCCUCGCUGUGUUUUCACCUGGUGAGGUGGAAGUGUGGGAGGCAGUGUUGACAUUCCUCUUCUUCCCUCUCUGCGUGGUCCAGGCCUGGAUAGCUGACCGUCGUUUGCUUAUUUACAAGUAUGUCCGCAAACGUUACAGAGCCGAUAAGGGUCGUGGAAUCAUUGUUUCCGAGGCCGCGGAGGAGCUUGGCAAAGACGAGGGAUUUACGAAGAUGGACAUGCUGGAAAUUGAUGUAAUGGCGACACAUCUGAAUGGAGUCCAUGGCGUGGAAGGUGGUCAUGGUGGACGGGACCAAGAAGAGGAGGCCAGGAGAGAAAUGGCAAGAACUCUGAAGGAACUGAAGCAGAGACAUCCUGACAAGGACAUGGAGCAGCUCAUAGAAAUGGCCAAUUAUCAGGUCUUGGUACAGCAGCAAAAGAGCAGAGCUUUCUACCGCAUUCAGGCGACCAGAAUGAUGAUUGGUGCUGGGAAUAUCUUAAAAAAACAUGCAGCAGAUCAGGCCCGUAAGGUGGUCAGCAGUGGGGAAACACGAGAGCAGAUGUACGAACCACACAUUACACAAAUUGAGUUUGAACCGGCGCUCUACCAGUGCUUUGAGAAUUGUGGGUCUUUAAAACUGACUGUGCAAAGGCAUGGAGGUGAUGCUGGAUGUACUGUCAAGGUUGACUACCACACAGAAGAUGGCACCGCUAAUGCUGGCUCUGACUACGAAUUUGCUGAGGGAACAUUGGUCUUCAAACCUGGCGAGAACCUUAAAGAGGUAACUGUUGGUAUUAUUGAUGAUGACAUCUUUGAGGAAGAUGAAUACUUCUAUGUCCGCCUGAGCAAUCCCCGCAUAGUCGGUUGGGCUGAUGGACAUCCUAUUGCUUUGGAGACCGGAGCACCUCCCCCAAUCGCAGCCCUCGGUGAGGCUCACACAGCGACUGUGACCAUCUACGAUGACGAUCAUGCAGGAAUCUUUACAUUCGAGAGUGAAUCAAUGCGGGUUAGCGAAAGCAUUGGAAUCAUGCAGGUGAAGGUCCAGAGGACAUCUGGAGCACGUGGCCUGGUGGCGGUACCGUACCACACAGUGGAUGGAACUGCUUGUGGAGGGGAUGACUAUGAGGAAGUGUCUGGAAAACUGGAGUUCCAAAAUGACGAGACUAUGAAGACUAUUGAGGUGAAGAUUAUAGAUGAUGAAGAGUAUGAAAAGAACAAGACAUUCAGCAUUGAGUUAGGAGAGCCAGUGUUACUGGAGAUUGGACAGAAACAUGGAGACUCUAAUGAGAAUAGACCUGAGGUUGGGGCUGAGGAAGAGGAAGUGGCUAAGAUGGGAUGUCCCAGUCUGGGAGAACAUACCAGGCUGGAGGUGGUGAUUGAAGAGUCCUAUGAGUUUAAGAGUACUGUGGAUAAGCUCAUUAAGAAGACUAACCUGGCUCUGGUUGUGGGCAGCAGUAGCUGGAGAGAGCAGUUUGUUAGUGCUGUUACUGUGAGUGCAGGUGAUGAUGACGAAGAGAGUGGUGAGGAGCGUCUUCCGUCCUGCUUUGAUUACAUUAUGCACUUCCUCACAGUCUUCUGGAAGGUUCUAUUUGCCUUCGUCCCACCCACAGAGUACUGGAAUGGAUGGGCCUGCUUCAUUGUGUCUAUCUGUCUGAUUGGUGUGUUGACGGCAGUCACGGGCGAUCUCGCUUGUCACUUUGGUUGCACUGUUGGCCUGAAGGAUUCAGUCACCGCUGUAGUGUUUGUGGCCUUGGGGACCUCUGUCCCAGACACUUUUGCCAGUAAGGUUGCUGCCAUCCAAGACCAAUAUGCUGAUGCCUCCAUUGGCAAUGUGACGGGCAGCAACGCUGUUAAUGUUUUUCUGGGCAUCGGUGUGGCGUGGACCAUAGCUGCUGUAUACUGGCGCACUAAGGGCCAACCGUUCCUUGUUGAUCCAGGCUCUCUGGCCUUCUCUGUCACACUCUUCACUGCCUUGGCUGUGGUGUGUGUCAGCGUGCUGUUGUAUCGUCGGCGCCCCUCAGCUGCAGGAGGAGAGCUCGGCGGUCCACGGACUUGCAAGAUAUUGACAUCCAUACUCUUUAUUUCCCUAUGGCUGAUCUACAUCCUGCUGUCCUCACUGGAAGCAUACUGCCAUAUUACUGGAUUCUGAGAAACAGAACAGAAUAAAUAAAGUAGCAUUGUAAUAUCUCAGCUUAGAGGAAAAUGAAAGUGGUCAGUGAAAGAGCUAUUUUUAUUAGUAUUUAUUAAAUAUUUAUCCUGUUACCUUUUAAUAAGUUAGAUUUUGUAAUUUUCCAUUGUCUUCUAGGGAUAGUUAACUUAAAAAUGAAGAUUCUUUUAUUAAUUGCUUACCCUCUUGAUGUUCCAAACUUGUACCUGUAUGACUUUUUUCUUUGCUUGGAACACAAAAGGACACUGGUCACUCUCUUCCUUGAGACUGCAUCUCAAGCUUUCAAGCAUCAAAAAUCACAUGAAAGUACAAUGGACACUUUUCCCAAACCUGUGAUGACAUGUUUCAGCCUAAUUUAGUAGUGUAAAUCUAGCAAACUUUUUUUAUUUGAAAAUUUUGAAUAAUUUAGUGCUAUAUAACAUUGUUAUAAUAUUGUACUUUGUAUAAAAUUACCCUGGAAUUAGUUUUUAAAAAGCGAGUUACCACAGGUGCGAUAAGGUUUCAAAUACAGCUGAUAAGAGAGUGACAGUACAUUUCCAACGCUCUCUACAUUUUUUUUUUGAUGUUGGAGUAAAUAGAUAAGCAAAAAUUGCAUUUGCCUUGGUCUCCCCAUUCACUACCAUUCCCCGCUAUCAAGGUUUACCCUGCAAUCGUUUACUUCCGCGUUCCGUGUGAAAAGGGUCCAUGGAAAGUAAAAUUAAAGUGGUCCAUAUGACUUGUGCACUAUAUUCAAACUCAUGAAGUCAUACUAUAGCUUUGUUUAAGGAACAGAAUGAAAUUUGAGUAUUUAUUCACUGAUAAUGUUCCAGUGAGCUGUUAUCUCGAGAUUUAGUCACGAUUUGUGAACGAAUCAUUCAGACCAGGAUCAACCGAUUAAUUGAAAAGAUGGCUACUUUACCCAUGAACUUUAAUAAAGGUUUAAAUUACUCCUGUUGUUUGAUGAAAAAAAAGACAUACGAGUUGGGAACAACAUGAGGCUGAGUAAAAUAUGACAGAAUUUUCAUUUUUGAGGGAAUUUUCCAGUAUCUUGUCACUUCUUGUCCCUCUUGCCUUACACUUGUACCCGUAACUCAGUGGUGUCUUACAUUUAUCCAGGCCAGUAACCAAUGAUUCCUGUCUUAUUCAUACUCCUGUUUGAGCCAAUCCCAGCCUUCGGUUAUAGAAUGAAGGGUUUAAUUUUUUGGACUGUUUUUUUUUUUUUAAAUGUUAUUUGUCAGUAUUGCUCUCAUGUAUGUGUAAUGAUAAUAUUUAUAAUGCUAUUUAACUGAACAGAAUGACCAAACAAACUAAAGCGUGGACUAUAGCAACAGGAUGGAUUCACUAUUGCUUGUGGAAAAACAAAAGCAUGUUUAAGGACUAAAACGAAUCUGACAGAUGCUCUGAAAAGCAUGUUGAAUUCAUAACUAUUAAUUUUUAAUGAAGGAACUUAGCUGUUUUUUUAAAGUCAAACAGAAAA